Ostertagia ostertagi is the source of this 351-nucleotide messenger RNA. NCBI's taxonomy places the organism in Eukaryota, Metazoa, Nematoda, Chromadorea, Rhabditida, Trichostrongylidae. The record is from the annotation of a GenBank genome assembly.
AUAGAAUCAUUUACCACGCCAUUGCAGGUUGCCUCCGAGACAUCCGGUGAAUUCAGAGAUCUGCUCUGCGCUAUCGUCACUGGAAGCCGAGAUCCCAGCAGCAACACCAACGACCAAAUGGCGAAAGACGACGCUAUCCGCCUAUAUGCUGAUGGCAAGGGAAAGCUCAGCGGCAAGGAUACCCCGUCGCACUUUUUGAACAUCAUGGCCUCACAGAACCAGUACCAACUGAGAAAAAUAUUCGCUGCAUUUGCUGAGCUGUCUGGGUCGUCGAUCGAGAAGCUGAUUGAAAAGGAGUUCAGCGGUGAUCCUCCAGAAGAGUUACCUGACCAUUGUGCGAGCAGCCUCUGA